Molecule: messenger RNA, 2002 nt
Organism: Annulohypoxylon maeteangense
Lineage: Eukaryota; Fungi; Ascomycota; Sordariomycetes; Xylariales; Hypoxylaceae
Product: MFS general substrate transporter
Exons: 4
Coding region: 301-1806 (501 amino acids)
Biological process (GO): transmembrane transport
Molecular function (GO): transmembrane transporter activity
Source: RefSeq, a predicted model, not a curated record
UCGCAGCGACCAUCCGGCAACCGGCGAAAAUAUAUAGGAGUAGCUCCGGAUGUGUGAUGCAUCCCUAGUUACUUACUUUGAUGUUCCUCUAUAAUAUAGGACGGUUCUCUUUGUCCUAGAGACUACGAAUAAGAGUGAGAUAGACAGGAUUUUUACCUUUGUACCAGCAAAAUUAGACCACACGCCAACCUUAAUCAUCGGACAUAAGAAAACGAAGUCGGAUUUCCCCAGUCGAAUACUUACAAUAGCCGUUCUGAUCAGAGAGAUCUGGGUGACGGGCUAGAUGGUGAUUGCCUAGGUAUGGCUGCGAAUAAAGAGAAAGAAGACCAAUCCGAGAAACCAGCCAAUAGACUAGAAACGGCAGUCAUUUCUACGACAACCAACGAGAAUGUCGAGACGGAUGAGCAAAAUGAAAAUCAGAAUUCGUCUGUCAUCACCACGAAGGGCUCUAAGGGGACUAAUUGGCUGGUCAGGAUAACGAGGGCAUUGAAUUGGAUGCCAGAACGCUGUCGUUACGAUCCGGAGAACCCGCCUAGUUUUACCCUAUCAAUGAAUCUUCUCCUAGCAUUCAGUGGAACAUUUACUGUUGCAAACCUUUACUAUGCUCAACCUAUUCUGAACGUCUUAGCCGAGGAGUUCCACGUCAGUUAUGAGCGGGCAUCCGACAUUGCCACAUUAUCCCAGGCAGGCUAUGCUGUUGGCCUACUCUUCCUAUGUCCGUUGGCAGAUAUGGUACCUCGGCGACCGUUCAUCUUAUCCCUCAUAUGGGCAACGGCAACUGCUUGGAUUGGCUUGUGCCUCACGAACAAUUUCGAAGUGUUCAUCAGCUUGUCAUUUCUCUGUGGAGUUGGGACGGUAACACCGCAGCUUAUGUUGCCGCUCGUCGGCGACUUAGCACCGGCUCAUCGCCGUGCUAGUUCGCUCUCGGUCGUCGUAUCAGGGCUAGCACUUGGCCUCCUAAUUGCUAGGGUAUUGUCAGGCAUAGUGGCUAAUUUUACAUCUUGGAGAAACAUCUACUGGUUAGCAUUCGGAGCCCAAUAUUUAACACUGGCGCUGCUCUUCCUCUUCCUCCCGGAUUAUCCCACAAAGAACAAGGGCCUCAACUAUUUCAAGGUUCUCUGGGGAAUGGUGGUCAUGGCUGUUACAGAGCCCCUGCUCACCCAAGCAUGUAUCAUGGGGUUUCUACUCAGCGCUGCGUUUACUUCUUUCUGGACUACUCUCACGUUCCUCCUCGCGUCUCCGCCAUAUGAAUAUUCCUCGCUUGAAAUUGGAUGUUUCGCCUUCAUUGGGAUUGUGGUCGUUGCACUUGCGCCAGUAUGGUCUCGCCUCAUUACUGAUCGAUAUGUCUUCCUCUUCUCGGUUGUUCUUGGCCUCGCCUUCGAAUUCGUGGGCAUCGUGAUCUCUACAUUUAUUGGAAGCUUCACGGUGGCGGGACCUAUAAUCCACGCCAUCAUGAUGGAUUCUGGGGCCAACUUUGCGCAUACUGCCAAUCGGAGUAAUAUCUACAAUCUGGAUUCGAAGGCUAGGAAUAGAAUAAAUACGGUGUAUAUGGUUUUCGCCUUCGGGGGCCAGAUCAUGGGGACGGCUCUGGGAAAUCGGCUAUAUGCUCAAGGCGGCUGGGUCUGGAGUGGAAGUUCCAAUAUCGCCUUCAUCGGCGUGGCUAUAAUUGUGGGUAUAAUUAGGGGACCAAGAGAGACGGGAUGGAUAGGUUGGUCCAAAGGUUGGAAUAUCAGGAAAGACGAUCUCAAAGUAGAGAACGGGCGCCUUCAGCAAGUUUUGAUGCUGAAAGAGGUCUUCCAUCAUUAAAUAUGCCAAGAGAAAAUAUGUCACGAGAGGAGAGCGACACAGGGGGAGGCCCAUCGUCGAAAUGAUCUCGGCCUCUCGUAAGAUUCAUAUGUAUGAUAUAUAUAUAUGACCACCACUACGCUCAAGUGAGAAGAUAUGGGUAUUUCUCUCCUAGUAUCAUUUAUAAAGUGACGAUAUAGUAGUUCAUGUAUCGAGG